AUGUUUGAUGACUACAGCUAUGACUCCACUGCUUCCACAGAUGACUACAUGAAUUUCAACUUCAGUAGUAGCUUCUUCUGUAAGAAAAACAGUGUCAGGCAGUUUGCAAGCCAUUUCCUUCCACCUCUGUACUGGCUUGUGUUCAUUGUGGGUACCCUGGGCAAUAGCCUGGUUAUCCUUGUCUACUGGUAUUGUACAAGAGUGAAGACCAUGACUGACAUGUUCCUUUUGAAUUUGGCAAUUGCUGAUCUGCUCUUUCUUGCUACUCUUCCCUUUUGGGCUAUUGCUGCUGCUGGCCAGUGGACAUUCCAGACCUUCCUGUGCAAGGUUGUGAACAGCAUGUACAAGAUGAACUUCUACAGCUGUGUGCUACUCAUCAUGUGUAUCAGUGUGGACAGAUACAUUGCCAUUGUACAGGCCAUGAAGGCUCAGAUCUGGAGGCAGAAAAGGCUGCUGUACAGCAAGAUGGUCUGUAUUACUAUCUGGGUGAUGGCAGCUGUGCUCUGCACCCCAGAAAUCCUGUACAGCCAAGUCAGUGGGGAAUCUGGCAUUGCCAUCUGUACCAUGGUCUACCCUAAGGAUAAGAAUGCCAAGCUGAAAUCAGCUGUCUUGAUCUUGAAGGUCACCUUGGGGUUUUUCCUUCCCUUUAUGGUCAUGGCCUUCUGCUACACUAUCAUCAUUCAUACCCUGGUACAGGCCAAGAAGUCAUCCAAGCACAAAGCCCUAAAGGUGACCAUCACUGUCCUCACUGUCUUCAUUAUGUCUCAGUUCCCCUACAACUCCAUUCUUGUAGUGCAGGCUGUUGAUGCCUACACCAUGUUUAUCUCCAAUUGCACUAUUUCCACCAAUAUUGACAUCUGCUUCCAGGUCACUCAGACCAUUGCAUUCUUCCACAGUUGCCUGAACCCAGUUCUCUAUGUUUUUGUGGGUGAGAGAUUCCGCCGGGAUCUCAUGAAGACCCUGAAGAACUUGGGAUGCAUUAGCCAGGCCCAGUGGGUUUCAUUCACAAGAAGAGAGGGUAGUUUGAAGCUUUCUUCCAUGCUACUGGAGACAACUUCGGGGGCUCUCUCCCUCUGAAAGAACUUCUUACUGAGGCUGAUGGUCCUUUUGGAAAUAAUGAGAUACAUAGACACAACAUAGUCUCCUCACUGAUAAGACUAAACAGAAAGCAAAUAAUAAGUAAAUGAGAAAACAAACAAAAAAAAUUGGAUGAGCCUAAACAGCUUUAUCAAACUCAGUCAGGAUAUGCCAAACAAAGUUUUCAAAACUGACCACACCAGAAGGGCACCAGCUGGUUUUUGGUUGUAGUAACUGCAAUU
Peromyscus eremicus (cactus mouse) is the source of this 1319-nucleotide messenger RNA. It is a transcript of the gene Ccr9, whose product is annotated as C-C motif chemokine receptor 9. Gene Ontology annotation, molecular function: C-C chemokine receptor activity. Gene Ontology annotation, biological process: G protein-coupled receptor signaling pathway; chemotaxis; immune response. Gene Ontology annotation, cellular component: membrane. The transcript has a single exon. The coding region runs from base 1 to 1077 and encodes 358 amino acids. Lineage: Eukaryota; Metazoa; Chordata; Mammalia; Rodentia; Cricetidae. The record is from RefSeq and is a predicted model, not a curated record.